GAGAGAGCUUGCGAAAGACAGCAGAACGGUCCCAGGCUUCCUCAUCUCGUUCACGUCAGAGGCAGGAACCGACCGACUGUGCUAAGGCUGUGGGCUCAACACGCAGAGACAGAGCUGGAGCAGCCUCAGACUGGGAAAGAAGACGGGGUCCUCCCUGACCCAAGGAAUUACCACUAGUGGAGUAAAGCCAUCAGACUUUUUGAUCUUAUUUGGUUGCCUCUUCUCUCCUUCCACCGGUAGACCUACCAGCAGUUGGAUUGUAUUUCUUUCGUGAAGCCUUCUCUCUCCCUCUCAAAAAAAGAGGAAGGAAAGAGAGGGAGAGAGGUGGGCGCUCUAAGUGAGCGCAUCAGCUGGCUCCAGCCCGAACAGACAAGAAUUCUCUCAGCCCAGGAAGCUCCUUUCGCUCUCCGGCUACCCAGCCCCCACCCCCCCAACCUGGGCGUCUGUAUCAGCUCCUUGCUCAGAGGACCGAUCUCUUCAGGAGUUAGAAUCAAGAGAGAACACCUGAGAGGGCGACAUCACGAAGAUUCCUAUUACUCCAUGCCGGCUAUUACGGGGAGUUCUUGAACCAAGCCCUGGCUGAGAGGAUGGGGGUCGACGGGGAAACGGUGGUCUUGAAGAACAUGCUCAUUGGUGUAAACCUGAUUCUCCUGGGAUCCAUGCUCAAACCUUCUGAGUGUCGGCUGGAGGUGACCACAGAAAGGGGCCAGAGACAAACUGUGGAGGAGGAAGGAGGGGCUUCCAGCUACAACACAUCCAGCAAGGAACAACCUAUGGUCUUCAACCAUGUGUAUAACAUCAAUGUCCCGCUGGAGAGCCUCUGCUCCUCAGGGCUGGAGGCUUCAGCUGAACAGGAAGUGAGCGCUGAAGAUGAUACUCUGGCAGAAUACAUAGGUCAAACCUCAGAUCACGAAAGCCAGGUCACCUUUACCCACAAGAUCAACCUCCCCAAAAAAGCCUGCCCGUGUGCCAGUUCUACCCAGGUGCUGCAGGAGCUCCUAAGCCGGAUCGAGAUGCUGGAGAGGGAGGUGUCGUUGCUGCGAGACCAGUGCAGCACCAACUGCUGUCAGGAAAGUGCAGCCACAGGACAACUGGACUAUGUCCCUCACUGCAGCGGCCAUGGCAACUUUAGCUUUGAGUCCUGUGGCUGCAUCUGCAAUGAAGGCUGGUUUGGCAAGAACUGCUCAGAGCCCUACUGCCCACUGGGCUGCUCCAGUCGGGGGGUGUGUGUCGAUGGCCAGUGCAUUUGCGACAGUGAAUACAGUGGCGACGACUGCUCUGAGCUGCGGUGCCCAACGGACUGCAGCUCCCGGGGGCUCUGCGUGGAUGGAGAAUGUGUCUGUGAAGAGCCCUACACAGGCGAGGACUGCAGGGAGCUGCGGUGCCCCGAGGACUGUUCAGGGAAGGGGCAGUGUGCCAAUGGUACAUGCCUGUGCCAAGAGGGCUAUGCUGGGGAAGACUGCAGCCAGCGCCGGUGUCUGAACGCCUGCAGUGGGCGAGGACACUGCCAGGAGGGACUCUGCGUCUGUGAGGAGGGCUACCAGGGCCCCGAUUGCUCAACAGUUGCCCCUCCAGAGGACUUGCGAGUGGCUGGUAUCAGCGACAGGUCCAUUGAGCUGGAAUGGGACGGGCCGAUGGCAGUGACGGAAUAUGUGAUCUCUUACCAGCCGAUGGCCCUGGGGGGCCUCCAGCUCCAGCAGCGGGUGCCUGGAGAUUGGAGUGGUGUCACCAUCACGGAGCUGGAGCCAGGUCUCACCUACAACAUCAGCGUCUACGCUGUCAUUAGCAACAUCCUCAGCCUUCCCAUCACUGCCAAGGUGGCCACUCAUGUCUCCACUCCUCAAGGGCUACAGUUCAAGACGAUCACAGAGACCACCGUGGAGGUGCAGUGGGAGCCCUUCUCAUUCCCCUUCGAUGGGUGGGAGAUCAGCUUCAUUCCAAAGAACAAUGAAGGAGGGGUGAUUGCUCAGCUCCCCAGCGACGUUACCUCCUUCAACCAGACAGGGCUGAAGCCCGGAGAGGAGUACAUUGUGAAUGUUGUGGCUCUGAAGGAACAAGCCCGCAGCCUCCCUACCUCUGCCAGCGUCUCUACUGUCAUUGAUGGGCCCACGCAGAUCCUGGUUCGAGAUGUCUCUGACACUGUGGCCUUUGUAGAGUGGACCCCACCUCGAGCCAAAGUCGACUUCAUUCUCUUGAAAUAUGGCUUAGUGGGUGGAGAAGGCGGGAAGACGACCUUCCGGCUGCAGCCUCCCCUAAGCCAGUACUCAGUGCAAGCCCUUAGACCUGGCUCCCGCUAUGAGGUCUCAGUCAGUGCAGUCCGAGGAACCAAUGAAAGCGAUGCCACAAGUACCCAAUUUACAACAGAGAUUGAUGCUCCCAAGAAUUUGCGAGUGGGUUCCCGCACAGCAACUAGCCUUGACCUUGAGUGGGAUAACAGCGAGGCAGAAGCUCAGGAGUACAAGGUUGUGUACAGCACCCUAGCGGGUGAGCAGUACCAUGAAGUGCUGGUCCCCAAGGGCAUUGGUCCAACUACCAGGACCACCCUCACGGAUCUGGUACCAGGCACAGAAUACGGAGUUGGGAUAUCUGCCGUCAUGAACUCAAAACAAAGCAUUCCUGCUACCAUGAACGCCAGGACUGAGCUUGACAGUCCCCGAGACCUUAUGGUAACAGCCUCAUCAGAGACCUCUAUCUCUCUCAUCUGGUCCAAGGCCAGCGGUCCCAUUGAUCACUACCGAAUUACUUUCACCCCAUCUUCUGGGAUCUCCUCAGAAGUCACUGUGCCUAGGGACAGGACAUCAUACACUCUGACAGAUCUAGAGCCCGGAGCAGAAUACAUCAUCUCUAUCACGGCUGAGAGGGGUCGGCAGCAGAGCCUGGAGUCCACUGUGGAUGCCUUUACAGGCUUCCGCCCUAUCUCCCAUCUGCACUUUUCUCACGUGACUUCCUCCAGUGUCAACAUUACCUGGAGUGACCCAUCUCCCCCAGCAGACAGACUCAUCCUCAACUACAGCCCCAGAGAUGACGAGGAAGACACGAUGGAGGUCCUCCUGGAUGCCACCAAGAGGCAUGCUGUCCUGAUGGGGCUACAGCCAGCCACUGAAUACAUAGUGAACCUUGUAGCUGUCCAUGGGACUGUAACCUCUGAGCCCAUAGUGGGUUCCAUCACUACAGGAAUUGAUCCCCCCAAAAACAUCACAAUUAGCAAUGUGACUAAGGACUCGGUGACGGUUUCCUGGAGCUCUCCUGUCGCACCUUUUGACUACUACCGUGUGUCAUAUCGACCCACACAAGUGGGACGGCUGGACAGCUCUGUGGUGCCCAACACUGUGACAGAGUUCACCAUCACCAGGCUGUAUCCAGCUACUGAAUAUGAAAUAAGCCUCAACAGUGUGAGGGGCAGGGAGGAAAGUGAGCGCGUCUGUACCCUGGUGCACACAGCCAUGGAUAGCCCUACGGAUCUGACUGCUACCAAUAUCACCCCCACAGAAGCUCUGCUUCAUUGGAAAGCACCCAUGGGUGAAGUGGAGAACUAUGUCAUUGUCCUCACACACUUUGCGAUUGCAGGAGAGACCAUCCUGGUUGAUGGAGUCAGUGAAGAAUUCCAGCUUGUUGACCUGCUUCCUAGCACCCGUUAUACCGUCACCAUGUAUGCCACCAGUGGGCCUCUCGUGAGUGGCACCAUUGCCACCAACUUCUCUACCCUUCUGGACCCUCCUGCCAACCUGACAGCCAGCGAAGUCACCAGGCAAAGUGCACUGAUCUCCUGGCAACCACCCAGAGCAGAUAUUGAAAACUAUGUCUUGACAUACAAAUCCUCCGAUGGCAGCCGCAAGGAGCUGAUUGUGGAUGCUGAGGACACAUGGAUCCGACUGGAGGGCCUGUCAGAGAACACAGAUUACACAGUGCUCCUACAGGCAGCUCAGGAAGCCACAAGGAGCAGCCUCACCUCUACUGUCUUCACCACAGGGGGCCGGCUAUUCUCUCUUCCUCAAGACUGUGCCCAGCACUUGAUGAAUGGAGAUACUCUGAGUGGAGUUUACACCAUCUUCCUCAACGGGGAGCUAAGCCACAAGCUGCAAGUAUACUGUGACAUGACCACAGAUGGGGGCGGCUGGAUUGUGUUCCAGAGGCGGCAGAACGGCCAAACUGAUUUUUUCCGGAAAUGGGCUGAUUAUCGUGUUGGCUUUGGGAAUCUGGAGGAUGAGUUUUGGCUAGGGCUAGAUAACAUCCACAGGAUAACAGCCCAGGGUCGCUACGAGCUGCGAGUUGAUAUGAGAGACGGGCAGGAGGCAGCCUUCGCCUACUAUGACAAGUUCGCUGUAGAGGACAGCAGAAGCCUAUACAAGCUCCGCAUAGGAGGCUACAAUGGCACUGCAGGAGACUCCCUCAGCUAUCACCAGGGACGCCCUUUCUCCACGGAGGACAGAGACAACGAUGUUGCAGUCACCAACUGUGCCAUGUCAUACAAGGGUGCUUGGUGGUAUAAGAACUGCCACCGGACCAACCUCAACGGGAAGUAUGGGGAGUCCAGGCACAGUCAGGGGAUCAACUGGUACCACUGGAAAGGCCAUGAAUUCUCCAUCCCCUUUGUAGAAAUGAAGAUGCGGCCCUACAACCACCGGCUCACGGCCGGGAGAAAACGGCGAGCCUUGAAAUUCUGAGCACUGGGCAGCCAGCCACCAGCCAGACGAUCUUUUUUGUCAUUUGUUUGUAUUUUAUAAUAUGAGACAAGGGGGGAGGGGCAACAGUAACGUGCUUCACAACAUACUCAGAGCAUCUGAAGGAAGCAGGGAUCAGUUAGGUACCAUCUGCCCAUAGUUUCUGCUGCCUUGGAGCCUGACCCUCGGGCUACACGCUCCCUGCUAAUCAGUCCUCCAUAAUCAUCCCCUCCUUUCUCACAGAGGAGGAAAACUGGGGAGUUGAAAACACAAUUCAAAAACAGACCAUAAAAUACAGAUUGUUAUGGUGACAGGCACACACACACACACACCUUCUUCCUCUACUAUCUUCUGAGACACCUUCCUCUUCUAAAUAAUAGUAAACUGGUCACAGCCAACCAUGGCCAGGUAACCACACCAGUGCAGGGGAGCUCCAGUAAGAAAGCUUGGCCAGUCUCCUCUUAAGAAGGAAGACACCUGCCACACCCCAACACAACAGCCCAAGUUCAUUGAAAUGAGCUAAAGAUUUUCACAUUCUGACACUUAACAUGCAGGAGGAGUGGCUUCUCUUCCAGCCCCACCGCUUCUCUAGUGCUAUCCCUUAGAGCCUAUAGACCUAACAACCCAAUCAUUGUUUAAAACUCCAGUUGCCAAAGUUGUCUGCCAGUGCCCCUGGGUGUCAUAAGCCACUGUCAUGAAAUAACUUUGGUGGUGAGACUUGGAGAAGGGUUUUGUUUUUAACUUACAUCAGGCAUUGAGAAGGGACAGGAGUAGAAAUCAGGGCACCUACCAGGGAGUCUGUAAGUCCCACUGGAAACUGACCUUACUUAGAGAUUCUUUUUUUGCAUUUCUGAUCAAAGUUACCAUGCAUUCCUUCCCCUGAUGUCCUAGUUGAAGGUCUCUAGUUCUGUCUUCAGCCAGGCUACCCUCAGUGCAAGUGGCUUAGCAAUAAUCAGGGGAAGAAGUUGUAUGAGCAUCAGCCAUUCUGCUGACUAAUAUAUCGCCCUAGGAGGAGAGAGAAUGGUUGUUCUGGUCUUUUGUUUUGGUCUUGUGGUAGGUAGAGCCGACCCCUCCAAAAGGUGAGAUCAUGAGAAACAUUUUCCACACCCCUUUAUUAUUCUGCUUUGGGAAUAAAAAUGAAAAGUGCCAGAGGAAAUUGCAUUUCGAACUCCAAAGGUGAGAGGAGCGAACCCUCCGCCCCCACAUGAUUUGAUUUUUAAGCCCCGGGGAACUGGAGGCUAUAGAAGCCAUGACCUCUCCGUUUCUUCUCAAAUCAAAACCCAGCCAGUCUUCCCUGCAGCAUCUGCCCAAACUGCACCAAGGUUCUCAGCUGGUCUCUCCUUGUCCUCACUCCUCCCCGAGGCCCCACUGUGUCCGCUACAGGGCCCAUGGCUGCCAUCUGGGGCAUCUUGUACCUUUGCCAACCAAGUUACAGAUCUAACAGACACUAUCUAACCAAGCUUAGGGCCAGAAGCAACAGGCCUCUUGGAGGACAAUCACACACCCAGCAUCGUGAAGUUGGAGUCAGCUUGCCAUUUUCUCCAUCUUUGUGAUGGAGACUCACUGCCACACUCAUGGCCAAACAAUACAAGUAGAGUUUUUAUUUCUUAAUCCAACAUGUACUUCAAACAGCUAAGAGAAAGAAGAAUAAAGAAGAACCUAUAAGUUAUAUGAGAUUUAACUAUAUAGCUCAACCAUGCAGCAUUGGAGGUAAACACACUCAGUUAGGGACUUGAGGGCUGUGAUAUAGGGCCACCUCUAAGACCUUGAUGGGUUUAUUCACAUCUUUGGGCCUCAGGUUCCUCACCUAUUGAAUCGGAGCUUAGGCCAAAAGGAUUUCUAACACUCUUUCAGUUUUCAGUCCAUAAUGUGAAUCUGUGAUAGGAAACACAGGAUCAAAGUUGGCCUUGGUUCACCAUCACAAUUAAGGAAAAGUAAGAAUUCCCACAGAGGAGAUGGAGGAAGGGAAGGGAAAAAGGGGAGGGAAGGAGACCGUUUCAGAACUCUCUCUCUCAGAGAGAGAGAGAGAGAGACAGAGACAGAGACAGAGAGAACAAUGCCAAGAGAAGCUGAAGUCAUUAUGUAUUGUGUCUGUGCACGAGAGCCAAGGGCCUGGGUGUGUCCGUACAGCCCACCUCAUCAAGGAAGCCGAAAUGGAACAAGAUUGCAAGUCAUCAGUUCCAGGGAAAAAUCAAGAAACAUCAAUGGAAAUCUAAACCUGCCUUUCAUGGGAACUAUUUUAUCCUGUGGAACCUUUUUUAUAAAUAGUAUCAGCAGCAGCAUCUGGAAUCAUUUAAAGCAACUGUAAAGUAAGGAAGGGACUUCAAAGAUCAGCUCAUCUGACCUUCUGUAAAAGGGUUUCUAGAUUCCUUUUUUUAAGGAGAGAGAGACCCACACCAAACUAUGUUUUGAAGAGACUGUGCAGUCCACUGUCUUCCCAAGAUCCGUGGCCAGCUUGAGGCAAAACAUGUGAACUUGACUGACUUAAUCCUCUGCACCUCUUCACUGGGCUUCUUAAAGAUUCCUAUUUUAUCUGCUCCUUCCCACACCUGGUUUUGUUCCUGACGAGGCAGGCAACAAUACUCAGCACCCAUCCUAAGCACCCAACUUACCCAUAAAGGACUAGGAUUGACUUGAAGUAGACCCUGUUAAGAUGAUGAGUGUAAUUGCAGACACUUUAGAAUACACACUUACAGGAAAACCCAAACAAUAACAACCAGUCACUAGUGACCACCAAGGAUUCACGGCCAAGAAUCGAGAGCCAGGCGGCUCUGCUCUUCCUCUUUGCAUGCCCUGUUGCUGAUUGUUUUCAGCAUAUUGAAUUCGCAUUUUCCAAGGGCUGCCUCUGGAAGAGAUUGACUGUGAAGACUCUUCAUCUGGGAUGACAAACCUGAAGAAGGUACUAGCCUUCAGAACAUACUUUUGGGUAAAGGGGACUUGAUGAGGGGACAACAUCGUCAUGUUCACAGCACCCAGACACCUACUUAACUGCUUUUGAAAAGCAGGGAAUGAUGGAGCGUGGUUCCUCUGGUUCCAGGUGAGCUCGGGCCAAAGAAGAGCCCAGAACUCAUUAAACAGGAGAUUGGUUUGUAAAAGAAUAGCAACAUGGCAGCAGGGAAAAGUGAAGCAAAUGUCUAUGGAUGUUUAGAUUUCUCCUCUCCCAGCUACCAACACCCUAUCUCUAAAGAGGUGAGGUUCACCCCUAAUAUCUUGGUGCUUUCCACUGGGGAGCCAGUCAGCUCCUCAUAGACAGAACACUCAUUUCAAAGGUAAAUGUGAAGUACCCAGGUUGCCUUGCCAGCGAGCUGGAUGCCUAAACAAACUACCCUAAACAUAUUUUUACCUUCAGAAGUCCAGCGUCAGGGCAGAGCUAUAGAUUACGGGGCAAGAGGUCAUUAAAGAAUCUUUUUAAAGCAUGGGUUGAGAAAGGUUUGGUGAGUUCCCCUUCAUCCUUUUCUCUGGAGAAAGAAAAAUGGGACCCGUGAGAACACCAGAUGCACCAAACUGAGAGAGCAGUCAGUGACCACAUUUGAAAAUGCUCCCAAGGCUUACUUAGCGUUUGCUUUUUCCUCUACCCAGGAUUUCCAGAAGCGGAGGCACUUCCCCAGGAUAGUGUGGAGGAGUGGAGAUCUUUUCCCCCCUCUAUUUACAUCUUUCCGGCUACUCUGAAAUGUCCAUAACAAGACUCUAAAAGAUUCAAAUAACCUAAUUUCAAUCUUAGAGGAAAUGGGAUAAUGCUUAGCUUACCUCUAACUUGCCCAGGCUUCAAGAAGGGGCUUGGGAGCCCCAGAGAUGGGGUGUACCUUUAAGGUCUGGGGUUCAGUCUCUCGUCCAUCCUCCCUGGGUGGCCAGCUUUCAUUCUGAUAGUAAAGGAGUCAAGGCUCCCCCUCUGGGGAGAAGGGGGCAGAGUUAGUUGGCUCCUGGCCCAUGGUUUGGGCUUCUCUUUAUUGUCCCGCUGAGUCCUCAGAACAAAUUUCUAAAGUUCUUUGACUAACUGCUUCCCUUAGCCUUUGUUUCUUCCACAGCCCAACUCUCCCAUAUGUGGUAGCAUCUCUCCUGAUAAUAUUGCAGUAUUUUGGCCCUGCCAGGCAAAAUGGGGACUCACAGAACAAAUGAAAACUGCUCCAAUUAAGCGGGAAAACCAACUCCAUUAGUAAGAAAUGCCAUGAGAAUCAGGGAAAGGUCCUGUUUUCAGGGAUGAGUUGAUGCAGACCUGGGUCCCUUUGGAAAGAGUGGCUUUGGUUCAGCCUAACUAAAUCCACGCUGGAGUUAGAUAAAGCCAGUUUUGUAUUCUUCAAGCUCUGAAAAAGUAGCUAGGAAGAAGGGAGGGGGGUGUAAGUUAAAUAAAAGAAGCCAAUGGAGACUCAUGAAACAAAAGCAUAUCUUAGAGAUGGUCCCACAACAGAAACACAGAAACUGGGUGAGUGGCCAUGGUCAAGAUGACAGCACUGGCUUCUCUAGUUCUGGCCUCUAGACAAGGUUCCCAUGGAUUCAGUCCUUUGCAUGCAUCAGGAAGUCACUGGAAGCCGUACUGCACAGAAGCAAGAAGCAGUAGGGUUUUCUUUGUUGCUACACCAAUCUUGCCUCAACCUCGCUUUUCCUUCCCAAGCCGGCACAGCCUGGUUUGUCAUCGGAAGCAUUUCUGAUUUAUUUUUCAAGGUCACUCUGCUCCUGAAACAUGACUUCAUUGCACCUGCAGUGCUUGGUUGUCCAAAUGUCCUUGGCAAACCUCACAGUCUUUGGACAGUGUUACUUUUUUUUUUCCAAACAGGAAAUUCUCCCUCCUUCCACAGCUUAAGAAGGCUACUGCAGAAUAUCUGUUUAACACAGCCCUUGUUCCUAAGAGGGCCUCUGUUAACUUAACAGAACAGCACCCUAUUAUCCGAGCUGUGAGGCUGGGCUGAUGCUCAGUUUCAAAUUUAGAAAUAUUUAACUCUUUCAAAGCCCCUUCAUGGAUCCUUUCCUGAGCAUGGUCAAUGGCUACUUGCUCUGGUGGAAAAAGUACAAGAAACCUUGAGAUGCAGGCACACCAUACUGAGGGAGCCUGGGAGGGGGUAGCAUUGGGGGACAGAUACAUGGAUGGAAGCUGUUUUCUUCUAGUCAGUGGCUUCACGGCCCCCAGAGAAACCUAUUGCCUUUAAACAAUUCAUCAUUGUGAACUAACAUGCUCAACCCUGUCUCCUAGGCAAAUGUU
This is a messenger RNA of Microtus oregoni (creeping vole), 9855 nucleotides long. It is a transcript of the gene Tnr, whose product is annotated as tenascin R. Bases 588 to 4664 code for a protein of 1358 amino acids. The record is from RefSeq and is a predicted model, not a curated record. Lineage: Eukaryota; Metazoa; Chordata; Mammalia; Rodentia; Cricetidae. Gene Ontology annotation, molecular function: protein binding. The transcript is spliced from 23 exons.